AUGCGGGGCGAGAUUGCUCGGCGCAAGCGCGAUGGCCAUCGCUUCGUGAUAUUUUCGGAGGUGAUAGCGGCUAUUCGAGCGAACAGCCCCGCUGUCAAGCCAACACAUCAAGCGAAGUUAGGGGUAUCCGUCUGCUUCCGUUUCACUGGCGUCACGCGGGUUCAUCCGAGCACGAUCACCCCUUCUCUGCGUGCAGUGUUUUCGGUUCGCAUCGCCGAAAACAUGACGCAGGAACAGCUCCAAAGGUUCCUCACGUGGAUGGAGACCCUCCCACCUGCGUACACCAUAGAACUCGACGGGAUCUACAGCACAACCUCGACUCUCCUCAUCUUCCAGAGCGCAUAUGCGCUGUUCGCGGAUCUUGCUGGCUAUCCUGGUGUCACCUUUAUCUCGGAUGUGACAAGCCCGAACCGUCGUAAAUAUCUCGACGAAGAGCAGUGA
Penicillium bovifimosum is the source of this 441-nucleotide messenger RNA. RefSeq lists its product as uncharacterized. NCBI's taxonomy places the organism in Eukaryota, Fungi, Ascomycota, Eurotiomycetes, Eurotiales, Aspergillaceae. The transcript has a single exon. The record is from RefSeq and is a predicted model, not a curated record. The coding region runs from base 1 to 441 and encodes 146 amino acids.